AUGGUCCGUGAAGACCCUCCCAUUCGAGUGGUGGAUGCGGAUAUAAAGAGCGAUCUCCGCUUCCUUUCGCAUCGUCAUUCCACCCACGCGAAGAGGUCGACGAUGGACGUGAAGCAGAAGCCUCAGAGUCUGAGGCCCAUCGCGUUCGCGGCGACCGUGUUCAGCACCGUGGCCAUCACCGCCUGUCUGAUCACGUUCCCGCUGAUUCUGCACUACAUUCAGACGCUGGAAAGCCAUGUGCAGCUGGACCUGGACUUUUGCAAAGUGAGUUGGAUGAGUUUUUAGAGAGAUUACUGAAGUUCUGGACAAAGUUAUAACCACACUUUUAAAAUUGCUGUAACUUUUUUCGCUGUCGAUAAAAAUAUGUCGUAUUUGGCACCAAUAUUCAACGGUGUCCUACAAAUAUUGUGCCAGAAAAUUAUUUCGGGAAAUUUCCCCAAUUUUGAAAAAAGUUCAAAAAAAAUUGGUCAUACUGAUGAAUAUUGGUGCCAAACAUGACACACUUUUAUUGACAACCAAAAAAGUUACAGCAAUUUUUCAAGUGUGGUUAUAAUUUUGUCCAGCACUGUAUCAAUCUGUCGGAAAAAUAAUGAGUCUAUCGCAGCGAAAAUCGCAUCGCUGUCAAGAAAAUGAAUAGUGUCGCGAGAAAAUCAAAUUGCUCUUCACUUUAGCUACGCGACCGGCGCAGCGAAAAUGUGCUCAUUAUUUUGCCGACAGACUGAUACCCGAGACAAAAAGUCCUGAUUACUUUGUCACACCUGGUGGUGUUUAUCAGUCUGCCGGGAAAAUAAUGUGGACUCGUCGCGCCUUCAAAUCGCCGCCCAUUAUCGCUACGCGUAGGCUCUGGCCGCGGGCGAAGAUUUGUUGUGCGACUGCGACAAGGUGAGACAUUUUGCUGCGACAAAUCCACAUUAUUUUCCCGACAGACUACAGAAACCUUAUUGUCAGUCCGUCGGGAAAAUAAUGACCGCAAUGUCGCUGCGCCGAUCGCGUCACUGCAGCCAUAGGAAACUUGACUUUGCCGCGACGCGAUUCAUUUUCUCGUCGGCGAAGCGAUUUUCAACGCGACGGAGUUCUCAUUAUUUUCCCGACAGACUUACAGUCCAUUACAAGCUCGUUUUUUCCCCAAAUAAGACUAGCAAAGUCUUCUUCCCACUAUUCCUCCCAUAAAUCUCAUAUUUUCAGUCGCGUUCCCGCGACAUGUGGAAGGAAAUGUUCGAGAUUCGCACUGGCAACACCCGGGACUCGGCCAGACUGGCGCGCCUCGUCCUGAACCAGCGUCGUCUGCAGAAGCGCGACACUAUCGCCGACUUCUGGAACCGUCGUUUGCACGAUAUGCAAUUGCGCGACGAGCCGGUCGAACCGCAACGCGACUACGCCCAUGCUCCCACACCGAACACGUACGAGCAGCCCGAGCCCUCGUACGCCCCACCUCCGGCCCCAACCACCGCUCGCCCAACUUAUGACCAGUUCGUGGAGACCCCAUCGACUGGAUGUUGUACUUGCCAACGAGGUCGUCCCGGACCCCCAGGCCCUCCGGGUCGCGACGGAAUCCCCGGAUUGGAUGGUGAGCCAGGUCCGCUUGGCCCUCCCGGACCACCAGCCCCACCUGGACCGGACCCAUUGAGCCUGUUCCCUCCGCAAUGCCCGUGCGAAGCGCCGCAAGGAGAUAUCGGACCGAAAGGCCCUCCCGGCCCCGACGGACCACCCGGCCCGCCAGGCCCGAACGGAGAAGAUGGCAAACCCGGAGAGCAAGGCCCUCGAGGACCUCCUGGCUUGCCAGGACAACCAGGACAAUCAGGAAGGCCCGGCCCGCCAGGAGAACCCGGAGUUUAUCGGACCGAGGUUGGCCCACCCGGAAGACCGGGAGUCCCGGGACGUCCAGGCCCACCAGGACAGCCAGGACCUCCAGGAAAGGCUGGACCCGACGGACCAAGUGGAAAACAAGGUCCGCCCGGCCCACCAGGUCCACCCGGCCAACCAGGACCCAACGGUCAGCCGGGAAGUCCAGGACGCCCUGGAGAUGUUGGUAAGUGUUGGAUGGGGGGAGAAAAGGGCUUUAAAAUGUGCUGAUUUAUCAGUCUGUCGGGAAUAUAAUGAGCGUCUUACAAGUCUCAAAAACUCCCAUUUUCUUGGGUUGUUGUCGCAAACGUCUGUAUUAUUCUGUCGGGAAAAUAAUGAGCAUUCUGUCGCUGUGCCAAUCGUGUCGCUGAAGUGAAAAGCAAUUUGAUUUUGCUGCGAGACAAUUCAUUUUUUCAUGCGAUUUUCGCUGCGACAGCGUGCUCAUUAUUUUCCCGACAGACUGAUACAGGCCUUUUUAACAAUAAACCCAACUAAUUGGAGGUUUAGAGGCUUGUAUACCAAAUUUCCAACAGUUUUUUUUAACCUUAUUAAUUUACUCUUUUUUAGGAGCCCCCGGAACCUGCGACCACUGUCCUCCAGCUCGUCUGGCUCCUGGCUAUUAA
Bursaphelenchus xylophilus (pine wood nematode) is the source of this 2465-nucleotide messenger RNA. The record is from the annotation of a GenBank genome assembly. NCBI's taxonomy places the organism in Eukaryota, Metazoa, Nematoda, Chromadorea, Rhabditida, Aphelenchoididae.